UUGGAAACACGUUGGCGUCGCAUCGCAGAAUGGCGCCUCGUGUCGCCGGGGGUUGCCUUGUCCACGUCAUGACACGUCGCACCGAUGAGGGCCUCAAGUUCGGCGGGUCAUGACGUCAUCGGUUCUUGUUCAGUAUAAAUAAUGCGUCUCCUCAUCUUCACGGCUCGGAUCGCAUUUCAAUUUGUUUUCUUCCCCGAUCCGUAAGUCGUUCAAAAUCCUACGCGUGUGCUAUGAUGAGGCAGGCCGUUCCGUGUCCUCCGGAGCCGGAGAGGUCGUCGUCGUCGCCGGAGGGGUUAGAAGAGACGACCGAGCGAGGCGGCGGGCAGAUCAGGAAGGUGGUGGAGGAGAACCCAGUGGUGGUGGUGGGGAGGCGCGGCUGUUGCAUGGUGCACGUGGUGCGGCGGUUGCUGCAGGGGCAGGGCGUGAACCCGGUGGUGUGCGAGGUGGGCGACGACGCCGACGAGUCCGCACUCUUAGCCGGCCUUUCCGGUGCCUCAGCGCCGGAGGUGAUGCCGGCCGUGUUCGUGGGAGGGAGGCUGGUCGGGGGACUCGACCGGCUCAUGGCCGUCCACAUCGCCGGCGAGCUGGUCCCGAUCCUGAAGCAGGCCGGGGCCUUGUGGCUAUGAUUUAGAAUUAAUUAGUAGAUGAUUUUUUCAGCGCGUGACAGAUGCAGUGACGCAAUCUGUGAUUGAGAGAGCUGACGAUGCUACUCAGAAAAUCUAUCAGUUCUUUUCUUAGAAAACGUUUUUUGUAUAUAUUCUUUUGACCGAAUUAAAAAAAAGUAUUUUAUGUAA
Messenger RNA from Zingiber officinale, 794 nucleotides. Its product is annotated as monothiol glutaredoxin-S3-like. Lineage: Eukaryota; Viridiplantae; Streptophyta; Magnoliopsida; Zingiberales; Zingiberaceae. The transcript has a single exon. The record is from RefSeq and is a predicted model, not a curated record. Bases 231 to 626 code for a protein of 131 amino acids.